Molecule: messenger RNA, 2310 nt
Organism: Quercus lobata
Lineage: Eukaryota; Viridiplantae; Streptophyta; Magnoliopsida; Fagales; Fagaceae
Exons: 5
Coding region: 1-2310 (769 amino acids)
Source: RefSeq, a predicted model, not a curated record
AUGGCAAGAUUGCUGGGAGCCCAACGUGCUCUUGCCAAUAAUCCUAAUAGCUUCCUGAUCAAUCUCCAAGAGCAAUUAUCUGAAGAAUACAAUGAGAUUUUACAACUUGAAGAGGAUCUGUGGGUUAUGAAAUCUAGAGUUCAUAAUGUGGAGCAAGUUCAAGAAGUUUUUGCCAAAAGCUUUAUUAAGCUAUACCAGACAGACCAAACUGCCUGCCCUUGGGUUCAAAGAUGGGAUUCAGAGUGGUGCAUGAGGCUAGAGGUUGAAGAAGCUAAUGCCGUGGGACUGAUGCCUUCGAAUAAAGAAAUUUUGGAUGCCCUCAGAUCCAUGAAGCCAUACAAGGCUCCCGGAAGUGAUGGGAUGCAUGCUGGUUUCUACCAAAGAAUUAGACCCCUAUUGCCUAGACUCAUUUCUCCUAUGCAAGCUGCUUUUCUGGAAGGGAGGAGAGGAACAGAUAAUGUCAUUAUUGCUCAAGAACUUAUUUACUCCCUUGGAAAAAGAAGAGGUAAAGAAGGGUAUAUGGUGGUGAAGAUAGAUUUGGAGAAAGCCUAUGAUCGCUUAGAAUGGAGUUUUAUUAGGAUGGUGCUUAUACAUUUUGGUUUUCCUGAAAACAUCAUUAAGCUCAUCUUAAGCUGUGUGUCUACAUCAUCUACAUCCCUUCUCUUCAAUGGAAGCAAACUUCAAACCUUCUGUCCCUCAAGAGGAAUCAGGCAAGGAGAUCCCAUCUCCCUCUAUCUAUUCCUUUUAUGCAUGGAGUUUCUUGGGGUUCAAAUAACCAAGAUGUGUGAGGAUAAUAAGUGGGAUAUGGUCAAAGCAUCCAGGAAUGGGCCUAGCUCCUCCCAUGUUUUCUUUGUUGAUGAUAUUCUGCUCUUUGCCAAAGCUAAUACCAAGAAUUGCAAUGCCAUUAUGGAAGUUCUUAACAACUUUUGUAACCUGGUUGGGCAGAAGGUAAAUUAUGGUAAAUCUAUAAUAUUCUUUUCUCCAAAUGUAACUGCUAGGAGGCGGAGGACUAUGUGUAGGAAACUGGGGAUCAUUGCUACCAACAACCUUGGUAGAUAUUUGGGCUUUCCCAUCAUCCACAAAGGCAGAGUUGGUAAUGCUUUCAACUUUAUUCUGGACAAGGUCCAAAGCAAGCUAGCUGGUUGGAAAUCUAGAUUGCUAUCAAAAGUUGGUAGACUUGUGCUUGCCAAGACUGCUGUCGCACCCAUUGCAGAGUAUUACAUGCAGUGCCAUAGCCUUCCAGCUAAAGUGUGUGAUUCCAUUGAUAAAGUGAUGAGGGAUUUCAUUUGGGGGUCAAUUGAGGAAAGGAGGAGAAUGCAUAUGGUGAGGUGGAGUACUGUUACGCUGCCCAAAGAGUGGGGAGGUUUGGGGCUUUAUUCAAUGAAGCAUAGAAAUGAAGCCAUUUUAGCCAAACUUUGUUGGAGGCCUGCCCAUGAGGAAAGGAAGCCAUGGGCAAAUAUGCUAUCAACAAAAUACCUUUGUUCCAACAGAGUAACUGAAGAAGGUAGGAAUUUGCCUUGCUCUCGGGUUUGGGCUGCUUGCAAAAAGGGAGGGCCAAUUUAUGUGAAAGGCUUAAGAUGGACCGUUAGAAAUGGGGAAUCUGUGAGUUUGUGGAGGGAUUUCUGGCUGCCUUGUGGAAGAUUAAGGGAGCUAAUUGAAGGUCCCCUAACCCGAGGAGAAGAAGAGUUGACUGUUAGACAAUGUUUUGAUGAUAACCAUGUUUGGAAGCCUUCAAGCAUCUCCUUUGAGCUCCCAGCAAGUGUGCUCAACACCAUUAAGGCCACACCCUUCUCUUUUGUGCAUCAAGAAAGUGAUAGUCUCAUAUGGGCCUAUUCCAAUAAUGGUUUUUUCUCAAUUCAAGCUGCCUAUCUUAUUGCAAGGGGAUUAAACCCCUUGAACCCAGAUACUUUGUCAUUUAAAUGGAACACUUAUUCAGAAGCUGUGAGGUUGCUAACCAAUUCUGGACGCAGCUGCAAGUCCCCUAUUGCACCAGAAAUUCAUUCACUUUUCCCUUUAAAGCUUGGCUGGAAGUCAACUGUAAUGAUGGGCAGUGCUGAAUUUUUCUCUAUUGGGCUUGCAUCUAAGUCCAAACAACUAAAAUCCAUUGUUCCUGUGGGUUGGGAGAAGCCACCGAGGGGUUGGUUGAAACUCAAUACUGAUGGUUCAGCUAUGAGGAAUCCAGAAAGAGCAGGUGGAGGGGGGUUAAUUAGAGAUCAUGAUGGGGCUUGGCUGAAAGGUUUUGCAAGAGGUCUUGGAUUCACUAAUAGUGCCUUGGCUGAGCUUGGGCACUUAGAGAUGGGCUGCUGCUAG